Messenger RNA from Darwinula stevensoni, 1773 nucleotides. NCBI's taxonomy places the organism in Eukaryota, Metazoa, Arthropoda, Ostracoda, Podocopida, Darwinulidae. The record is from the annotation of a GenBank genome assembly.
AUGUCGUGUUCUUAUUCCCCUGUUCCCGUGAAGAAGAAGCAGAACGGCUUGUCCCCCGUGGCGAUGGACCACCCUACUCCCCAGUGGAAGACGGGUACGAAGGAUGAAACUCCCCCGACCUCCCUCCAUGAUCCAUCUUCCCCGGACCCUCCCUCCCCCGGGGAGAAUCCGCCCCCAAAUGACUCCUCGUCCUCCACCCCCCAGCGUAAGCUCGCCACGACCCUCCACCCCCCUGACCCAAGCAAGCAAUUCCACCUCCACAUCGUCCCGAGUGCCCCCGGUUCCCUGAUGGAAUCAUCCCGCUCCGACCUCCAGCCCCCUCGCCUACCCAGCCCCCCCUCCGCCCCCGUGAUUGCGAACAAACUCCUGGAUCGGGUCCUUUUCCCCAAACCCAAGACCCCUGAUGCCGUCCCGGCCACCAAACCCACCUUUCUCCGGGUUCCCAAGCCCGACGCCAGGGAAAAGGAAGUCGUUCGUAGCAGCUGGGUCCUUACCGCCAAUCAUGCCGAGUCCGACGACGAACACGUGGCCGUCACGAUUCCCCUGGCGAUAAAAGUUCGGCGAGACUCCCUGGUGAAGAACCUUCCCGAGCUCAAGGAUGUGGAGCCAAGUUCCCCUUACAAGUCGCUCCGAUCCUCCGUCUCUUCCUUCUUCAAGAGGGCGAUGCUGGACGACAAGGCCGCCGUGAAGAUCUUCGUCGCCUUCCUCUUCUUGAGCAUCACGGUCGGCAUGGCCCUCACCUACAUCUAUUAUUAUCGCCAACUUCUCAUCCGGUACCUGGGUACUCAGAUGCACAUCGACGAGCGAGACCGGCGCGUGGCUUUCCUCAACUCCAGCCAGCAUCCGAUACUCACCGGACGGCUGGGGAUGGGACUCGGAGGGGACGCUGGACUCCUCUGCCUCCGACAGAUGGAGUUGGACUACGAUGAACUCUGCAUGGAAUGGAAGGGGAAAGCCCGCCUCUACGUCUCCCUGCAGCAGCACGGAUCCGGGGUGCAGUGCUACAACUUCAUGUGGUCGUCGCUGUUGACGCAGACGGAGCACCGGGACUGCUUCAGUCUGGUCGGCGCCUCGUGGUACGGCAUGGGAGACGGCUUCACUUGGCCGUUGAACCGACCAGCCGGGGAGGAUCAGCCGUUCUCGGUGAACCGGACCGCGUACGUCACCGGCGCCGGUCCGUUUGGGAGGAUCCUCCGACGCACCUGGUACUCCAGCGCUGGCGCCGUCAUCCACGUCCCGUACGAGCUGCCUCUUUUCGUCUCGGUGGAUUCGGAGGAACCGGAAAGCCUGUGUCUGUCGGUGGCCCAUCAAGAGCAGUACUACCGGGUGCCACCCGAGGAGUACCUCGAGCUCAACUACAGCGUCUGCACCGCAGACACUCUAAAGCUGGUUCGCAACGAGGUCGGGCCUCGCGGUCGCAAGAUGGGGGAGAGCGAGCCGCAAGGCACUACCCCCUUGCUGGCGUUCUUCAGGCCCGACCCCUUCACCGACUUCUCCCAGGCGGGACUCUUCAAGUUCCUGGAAAAACUGGAUACGGUCUACGGGAAAUCGCGAAGACCGGAAUACGUCGUCUUGGACCAGUCUUGGCAGCUCGACGUCGGGGACUACCGGUUUCACUCCAGGGCCUUCCCGAACGUCACUCGGAUCCUCAAGGAACUGGCCGAUCGGGANCUUCCCGAACGUCACUCGGAUCCUCAAGGAACUGGCCGAUCGGGAGAUGAAACUGGCCUUGGAAAUCUCCCCGUUCGUGAGCAUCGGUUCCCAGACCUUUAA